Molecule: messenger RNA, 1425 nt
Organism: Lodderomyces theae
Lineage: Eukaryota; Fungi; Ascomycota; Pichiomycetes; Serinales; Debaryomycetaceae
Exons: 2
Coding region: 1-1425 (474 amino acids)
Source: RefSeq, a predicted model, not a curated record
AUGGUUGCUGAACCAGUCCAGGCAACUGUUCAAGUCCUAAAUAGAGUGAUCAAUGACACUAGUGCUUUUAUCAACAAACAGCUGGAGAAGCUCCAAAACUCAGAUCUGUUGAGCAAAAUUUUUCAUCACGAAUCUGGCUUGGAUGUACCGCCACCGCCUUCACCCCCACCAUCACACAUUGAGUCACUUUUCAAUCGUGCUACGGAUAAUAUCACCAGAAACAAGGUCGCUUAUUUAUCGGUGAUAGGGGUGGGGCUUGGGUAUGCCUGGUAUCAUGUUCAAAAUAAACUUCAAAAACAUAGUCUUGAACGAGUCAAUCGGAGAGUACCGAAACUACCCAAUGGUGCACGAACAGAUGCAGUGUUUAUAUUUGGGUCCUUUACAGAUCACCUUACGAGACUCCUCGCGUACGAUUUAGAAAAGAGGGGAUUUACAGUCUUUUGCGCCAUCUUGGAUUCCACUGAUGUGCAAUACAUCAAAUCAAAUAAGGUUAGCGAGGAGAUCAGAUUCGUGGACUUCACUAUACAAUCCAUCGAGAAUGCCGUUAGUGAGCUCAAUGACAUUUUGAAAACUGCAGUCGUGCCAUUUUCUGGCGCCGAGCCGCAUUUUCUUUGUCUUCAAUCAAUCAUUUUUGCACCUAGUUGGCAUUUUCCCGUGGGUCCAAUAGAAAAUACUAGUAUUGGUACUUGGAAGAAACUAACUACCCGUAUUCUGAUGGUUAUGGAAGUACUCACCAGUGGGUUGUUGCAUAUUGCAAGAAACCAGAGUUCCAAAUUUAUUCUAUUAAAUAGUAGUAUUGGUUCAUUGGAUCUUCCAUAUCAUGCACCGGAAUCUAUAUUCCAAAAUACACUUGGUCAUUUGUUUACAAUUUUAGAUCGUGAGUUGCAACAAUAUGGGAUGUCAGCUACUCAGAUCAUAGUGGGUAAUCUCAGAGUUUCGAAUCAGAAAAUCAACUCGGUUACUAGAGUAGAGAGCUUGGUCAACACCGAGACAAGAGCGUGGACGUCCGAAAUGAGAGACUUGUAUGGUUCAGAUUUUGCAAAAAUCCAACUUAAAAGUAGCACAAUAAGGGGAAGUGGUGGCGACGGCACCCCAAUUAAAGAUUUGUUUCAUUUGAUAUUUGACGUCAUAUAUGCCAAGCACAGUACACCGGUAGAAUUCUGUGGCAAAGGCGCUCGGUUAAAGAAUUUUCUAACAACACUACGAAAACAAGCCCACUCCAGGAGCUCUUCGGUAACUUUCCCCGAUGGAACUGUUCCCGAAGAGUACGGACUACCGCCAAUUGAUAAAGCCACCGAUGUUGAUUCUUUGCAAAGGUUUGAGGUGAUACGAUACUUGGAAGCAUUCAAUGUAUCUCAUACUGAUAAGCUAAAAGAGCACGAGUUACGAAGAGUUUUAAAAGAGACGCUAAGUGUAUCCAUAUAG